UUAUAUAAACCCCCGGUCUCCGUCCUCAGCUUCAUUCAUUUCGCUCAACGAUUGUUUCGACACCUCGAACCGAAGACUCGACUCUUUCAAAUCACUAUUUUGGACUACCGAACCAAGACAGAAGGAUGAAAUCUGCUUGUCUCGUGUCUACCCAGACGCAUUUCUCCGGAGCUCCGGUUUUUAGGUCAGCUCGGAUGGAGCAGCAGUCACCGGUCAGCAGGCCUGUCCUGUGGAGACCCUGGCUUGUGACCGAUCAGGACCCGUGUACUGUGAGCUGGAGGAGCAAGCUCAUCUGUCCUUAUUCCCGACCAGUGGUGCCAAGCAACACCAUGGCAGAUGGCAAAACUCAGCCUUUCCAGCACCCUGUCAGACUGUUCUGGCCGAAAUCCAAGUCAUAUGACUACCUCUACAGCGAUGGUGAAGCACUGCUGAGAAACUUCCCAGUCCAGGCAACUAUCUGCUUCUAUGACGAGUCUGACAGCGAGGAUGAGGAGGACGAACAGGACGACUGGGAAGACGAUGACGACGAUGAUGACGACAAAGAGUGCCUCAAACCUCAGAGCCGUUCUUGCAGCCAUAACUGAAUCGUGCUUAAACUUCUGAAACAAAUACACACGAAGAACAUCGGACAUUCUGUCAGGACUGUCUAGUCACUGAGAAGACAUCCCAACAAACUACAGCCUGCAUAGUUCUAAAUAUUAUCACAAAACACCUUUUCCUAAAGGACAAGAGAACAUCUUCAGAACUGGGCGG
Ictalurus punctatus (channel catfish) is the source of this 753-nucleotide messenger RNA. It is a transcript of the gene ripply1, whose product is annotated as ripply transcriptional repressor 1. Gene Ontology annotation, biological process: negative regulation of transcription by RNA polymerase II; embryonic pattern specification. Gene Ontology annotation, cellular component: nucleus. The transcript is spliced from 4 exons. The record is from RefSeq and is a predicted model, not a curated record. NCBI's taxonomy places the organism in Eukaryota, Metazoa, Chordata, Actinopteri, Siluriformes, Ictaluridae. The coding region runs from base 126 to 584 and encodes 152 amino acids.